AUGGCGCGGCCCGCGACGCUGCUCUGCUGCUCGGCGGCGCUCCUGGCGGCGUGGUGGGGGGCCGCGUGCGCCGCCGGCGCGCCCCCGCUGCAGGACGAGGCGGACAACCAGGAGAACGUCCUCUCCCAGUUGCUAGGUGACUAUGACAAGGUGAAGGCCGUGUCGGAAGGCGGGGACUGUCAGUGCAAGUGUGUGGUGAGGCCGCUGAGUCGAAGCGCCUGCCAGAGGUUUAAUGACGGCGCUUCCAAACCGGAGGAUUUUUACGUGGUGGAAACCAUUACUUCUGGACCAGAAUGCAGAUGCUCCUGCGUGGCUCCGCCGUCCGCCCUGAACCCUUGCGAGGGAGACUUCCGGCUGAAGAAGCUGAGAGAAGCAGACAGCAAGGAUUUUAAGUUGGCAGCUGUUAUCGACAUGCUGGAAGGCGCAUUCUACGGCUUGGACCUCCUGAAACUGCAUUCCCUUACGACCAAGCUGGUGGGUCGAGUGGAGAAACUGGAAGAGGACCAGAAACACAAGACUCAGAAGGCUGGUGAAGUUCUGCAGGAACUGGAUCAUAAAACUAAGAAUAAUUCAUCCUUUGGCAUCUCCAAUGACCUCGCUGACAUCCAGAGUUUGUUGCAAAGGGAUGCUGCAGCUGCCUAUACGCUCACUGAGGAAAAGUAUGAAGAUGGGUUCCUGCACGACGAAGUGGUUUCUCAGCACAUCGGUUCUGACGAGUCCUUGCGCUAUGCGCCCCAAGUGCCAGACACAACAAAGCCGAAGUCCACUUCACAAAGGAAGCUCCAUGUGAGAAGCAGGCCUCCCUCCCGGCCCACCAUCAUUCGAGGGGUCACGUAUUAUAAAGCCAAAGACGCUGAGCUGGAAAACGAUCUUGACGAACAGGACGAACUUUUCAGCGGCGAGAAUGCAAUUGAUUUGCUGAUUGAAGACCAGCUCUUGCAGCACUACGACCUGCUAAACAUCCCCACGAGGAAGCCGUUCCCAGUUGAAGGACCGCUGACACUCCAAAGCAUUGAUCUCAUGAAAGAACCUGUGACAGGCGCCAUGUACGCUGGAGGAGGAGCUCCUACAACCACUACCACGGCAAAGAUGCCACCGUUGUUCCUUUCCAUUGCGCCUCCCGCUGUCAAAUCCACCUCAAGUUCUACCUCAUCAGUUGUCCCUCCUGCCAGCCAUCAUCCGCCAGCUGCUCCGAAGACCACGGCAGCUGCUGCAGUCACCUCAGUGACCGGCUCGUCGAGUGAAAGCAUCGGGGGGACAAUGCAGACGGUGGCUCAGGCAGCCAUGCAGGCUCCCACAACAGUCCGGAGUGCAACGGCCACAAGGCCGCACACCACUGAGGGAGCCACCAUUGAUUUCCAAGCACAGGCAAUGGCCAGGACUAGUUCAGCAGCCACAACCAAAGCCGUGACUUCUCCAACCACUGCCAGCACCACACCAAAACAGGGCUUUGAUGAAGAAGAUAUCAGAAACAGCAUAGGCCAGUGCAAAGAUACCUUGUCCACCAUCUCAAAGCCCAUGAUCCAGAACACCUACGGGCGGAACGAAGGCGCUUGGAUGAAGGAUCCGCUGGCCAAGGACGAGCGAAUCUAUGUCACCAACUAUUACUACGGGAACACCCUGGUGGAGUUCCGGAGCUUGGACAGCUUCAAACAAGGCCGAUGGAGUAACUCUUACAAGCUGCCCUACAGUUGGAUGGGGACAGGUCACGCGGUGUACAACGGCUCCCUCUAUUACAACCGGGCCUUCACUCGCAACCUCAUCAAAUACGACCUGAAGCAGCGUUAUGUGGCAGCCUGGGCCAUGUUGGAUGACGUAGCCUAUGAGGAGGAAACGCCCUGGCGGUGGCGUGGGCAUUCCGACGUGGACUUUGCCGUGGACGAGAACGGCCUGUGGAUCAUUUACCCGGCCAUCAAUUAUGAAGGCUUCAGCCAGGAGGUGGUUGUCCUCAGCAGACUCAACGCCGUUGACUUGAGCACUCGGAAGGAGACCACCUGGAGGACGGGCCUGCGCAAGAACUUCUACGGCAACUCCUUUGUCAUCUGUGGCGUCCUCUACGCCGUUGACAGUUACAACAAGAAGAACGCCAACAUCUCCUAUGCGUUCGACACACACACCAACACUCAGAUCAUCCCCCGCUUGCUUUUUGAGAACGAGUACUCCUACACCACUCAGAUAGACUACAACCCCAAGGAUCGCCUCCUUUAUGCUUGGGACAAUGGGCAUCAGGUGACUUACGACGUCAUCUUUGCUUACUGAGGACACAGCAUGGACAAUUCAAAUGGGCCACUAGCACCUUUUUUUAAAAAAAAAAGCAUAUUUUUUUAUUGUACAAAUCAAAAAGUAAAUGAUUUUUGUUUCCUUUUGGAAAGUUAAGUGGAUUGUAGAUCAAUCCACAGGCCAAAGCCAACCCUUUUUAUUGCGGGCAUAACCUUUGCUUCUGUUUUUAUACUGAAUAUACGGCCUCCCAUGAGACCACGGAAAAUUAUUUCUUUGCCAAGUGCAAACUCCCGGUGGAAGACGUCCCU
Molecule: messenger RNA, 2528 nt
Organism: Euleptes europaea (tarantolino)
Lineage: Eukaryota; Metazoa; Chordata; Lepidosauria; Squamata; Sphaerodactylidae
Gene: OLFML2B
Product: olfactomedin like 2B
Exons: 8
Coding region: 1-2259 (752 amino acids)
Biological process (GO): signal transduction
Source: RefSeq, a predicted model, not a curated record